GCGCUGUUCAAACUUGCACUUGCGCGAACGCGUCUGUCAGUUUAUGUAUCAGAUCUGUUUCUAUGGCAGUUGAUUUGAGUAAUGGGAAUACGUAAAUAUUUUCUAUGUAACAAGUUUUGUUAUUUUAUACGUAUAUAUAUCUGUGAUAUUUUGUAAAUCUCUAUGAGAAGUUCUACGAAACCCAACGAAAUGCUAGAAGCUGGUGAAUCGGACGUAGAAAUUAUUUUGAGCAUAAAGGAAGGAAGAGGUUUUGAAGAAGUUUUACAACCAACUUUUUUGACUGGAACAUUGAAUGGAUAUUCAUUGGAUACUAAUAAAGUUGACUCAUGUCCAAAUCCACAAUAUGAAAUUGAUCUGAUUUGGGAAACAAAUAAAACUGCAUUAAGAAGAAUGCGAUCAGGGCAAGUCCCAUUAAAAUUAGAAUGUUUUGCUUUUAAAGAAAAUGGAGAUAAAGAGAAACUUGGAUAUGUUCUGUUAAAUAUACGUUCAGCUCAAGUAAUAAAUCAACAAGGAAAGCCAGAUGUAAAAGCAAAUUGGCAUAAAUUGCUUGGACUAAGAAGUGAUCUUAAAAUGCACAAACCUGAAUUGCUUCUCACAUUAAAGAUUGAGGAUAAGAAAAGUUCAAAUUCAAAUUCAACAGUAAAGAGAUGUCAAGGAAUCGAAUUUUAUAAAACUUCUAAUGGCAAUAUAGAAAAAUUUAAUUCCAACAAUCAUUUUGAUGAGAGAAUACAUGCAACGGAAUGUAAUGAUGUAAAUAAACAGCCUGUUGAUUACCAAUAUUUAAACUGCCAAACAAAUAAAAUCACACAUUCAUGUGAUGAAACGAUCUGCAACUGUAAUAAGAAUUACAUCAAGAAUACAGGAUCUUAUCAUUGUUAUUGUUUACAUAUUUUAAUCGUGGCCGUAACAUUGGUAUCCUUCAAAUUCUCUAAACGACAGAUUGAGUUUCGAGUUCAUCAUCCAAAAGCUGAGAUUAUUUCAACAGUGCACGCGACAAUGCCAGUUUCAGCAGGUGAAACAAUUAAGUUACGUGAGAGCGGAUGUCAGUUUCACUUUAUUUCCACGUCAGAUGAAAUAAAACAAUUACUGAACUCUUUCCCGCCAAAGAUUAGUAUGCACGACGCGAACAAAAAUGAAUCAUUAUCACUAUUAGUGCUUGACUUGAAAUCUUUAUUCGAUCAGCCAGAAUAUCAACAAAACAUAUCUGUAUAUGAUACAGAUCAAAACAAAAUUUGUGAGAUGGAUAUUAUGCUUAAACUGGAAGAUCGUGGAUUGCAUUUUAUAUUGAAGAAAGAGAGUUCCAAGAAAAAUUUAGGUCCGCCGAUAUUGGAUGACAGUUUAGCGUAUAAAAUAGUAGAUGAGCUCGAAACAUGGAAGGAACGUCAAAAGGAAAUGUUCAAGUUUGAGCUGAAGAAAAAAGAGGAACGACAUUUAAAUAUACUAAGCGAAGAAUGGCGAAAACAAAAGGAAACUUUAGAAUCAAAACUUGCGUGCAGCGUCGAGCAAUGUAAAAUGCUAGCCGCCAGUUUAAACAGUGCUACCGAAGACUUGAAAAUGCGUAGAUUAAAGAGUCUAGAGAACGAAACCAAACUGAUUAAAGUAAACGAAGAGUUACAAUGGAGAUACGAAAUCAAAGUACAAGAGCUUAAAGAUUCUUUGCAUGUGAUGCAAGCUGAUUUUACUUCAAAGAUCACAAAACUUGAGGAAAAAAAAACUGCUUCAGAAGCACAAUUGAAAGUGGUAAUGCGUGAAAAUGAAAAUUUGAAAUUGUCGAUAAAUAAACAGAUGGAAGAGUUACAAAUGUAUCAGAAGGGAUCUUUGACUCAGGAUCAAACGACGUCCUUGCUGCAAGAAGUGAAAUUGCUCGAGGAAAAACUAGAAAAUGCCCGGAAGGGAAAAUUAUUUUUCAAAGAACAAUGGGCCAAGGCGGUUCGUGAGAUACACAGAAUGAAAGUGGAUUACCAGCAAGCCAUGCAAGUUCAAAUCAAAAACAGUAAAGAGGAACUGAAGAACGUGGAGUAUGUUUUAGUUAAAUCGAGCUUACAAGUGUUCUAUUACAAGAGACAAACACCAAUUUAA
Messenger RNA from Pseudomyrmex gracilis, 2079 nucleotides. It is a transcript of the gene rha, whose product is annotated as centrosomal protein of 120 kDa-like. The record is from RefSeq and is a predicted model, not a curated record. Gene Ontology annotation, biological process: interkinetic nuclear migration; positive regulation of centriole elongation; centrosome cycle. The coding region runs from base 163 to 2079 and encodes 638 amino acids. Gene Ontology annotation, cellular component: centriole; centrosome. NCBI's taxonomy places the organism in Eukaryota, Metazoa, Arthropoda, Insecta, Hymenoptera, Formicidae. The transcript has 9 exons.